Messenger RNA from Vitrella brassicaformis, 5020 nucleotides. Lineage: Eukaryota; Vitrellaceae. The record is from the annotation of a GenBank genome assembly.
CCUGCCGGAAGGGAUCUUGUGAGCGCAGCUGAGCGAGAGCGGCAUCAAUGACAGUUGAGCGGGAUGUACUCUCAGCGGUGGACCGGAGGACCUUCGCGGCGGCAGGAAGGAAACUGACUGAUGCUUGUGUCAAUGAGAGAGUCACCAGACUGCAAGGCCGACAUGUGCUCCGUCGGCUUCUCACAGACAAAGAAGCUCUUCGCCGCAUACUGACCUGGCUGGUGGAUGACAGCGAGAAAGAGACUCAGCUAGCAGCGGCAGAUCUGCUCGGAGUUCUUGGUGGGGAGAUCAAGCCCGCUCUUGCAGCACUGCAACCCUCUCAACUCGUGGAUGUGGCUGCUGUCGUUGUGGAUCUGGUGGGCCGGAGGCGGGCCGGAGAGGGCGGCAGCGGCUACUAUGGCCCUGACGAGAGCCUCUACGUCAAACACAUCCUCGAAGCUGAUGCUGCAGUGGAUGUCGUGACCUAUGUACGGCUGUUGCUUCUCGCCUCGGUGCUUCAUGCUCUGCAUGAUGCUGCACCGGACGAGGGCGCUCGUCUACGCGACUUAUUCCUCGCCAGCCAUCAGACGACCGUCAAGCAGUGCCUGACCGUCAUGUGCACUGACGUUGAGGGGUCUGUUUCGCGUAUGGCGUUUUCCGUCCUGGAAUCGCUGCUGCUGCCAUUCAACCCACCGCCGUCUUCACCCGAGGAGGACCUCACCCCUAUCCCCCUACAUCUCUCCCUCCCACUGUUCAGCCUGCUGGUCGACCACCUGCUGAAGCUGGCGGAGGGGGCCACCCACAUGGACGCACAGAGAUGGCUGAUGGCGCUGGAGCUGCCUUUUCUGGUUGCCACCGCAGCCUUACAGAGGCAGAGCACAUGUAAGACGCACAAAUGCUGAUGAGUGAAUCGAGUGACCGGCCGACCACUCAGACACUCUGUGUGUGUAUGUGUGUGUGGGGGGGUCCAUCAGCCCUGCGCGUGGAGGACGUCAAGCUUCUCGUCGCACAACACCUGUAUGACAACGUGGAGCUCAUCGUUGGCAUCAUCGCCUCGGCAGAUGGAGGGAUGCUGGCUGUCGCGGCGGCCACACUAGGUGCCAACAUUAAUUGCGCCUUAAGACUAAGCCACCAGCUGGACUUUCCCACCCAUCUCUCCCUCUCGUCAUUCCAGCCACUUCUCCUCAAACCCUCGUUGAUCACGACGGCCAGCAGAGCGGCCAAUGCCCUUGCUGACCAAGACGCCGAGCUACCGCCAUCCCUCUACCCCGUAAUGCUCAGCUGCUUGAAUUCACCGUCCAUGCUAGCUACAGGUUAGGCAGAAUGGCCAGAGAAAGAGAGACAGAGAGAGAGGGAGGGAGGGAGGGAGAGAGAGAGAGAGAGGCGCAGGAGGGGACACAAAGUGACAUGCAAAGACACAGUUGGGUGUGUGCUGUGUUUCCUUGCACAGGUUCAGGGGACACUGACGCAGGUCAUCGAGUGGUAGAAGCUGUCUGCCAGCUGUUAGGCGAACCUGUGGCGCCGACACUCGUCGGCUGCAUCGUCGACGACCUCCAGUCAAUGAUCAGGUGAGCGGGGUGGCUGUCACAUGUUCCAGGCGUGUGUCUGUCAUGGGCUGUCCUGCAGGUGGGGUCAUGACUUGGUCACUCUCGGCAGGGCGACAAGAAACCCAUUCGUCAACCAGAUUGCACAGGUGGCACCGAACAAAGGAGUGUUCUGCCUUGCGGCCAUACGUCGAUCGCAAUGUGUCCGUGUCUGAUUCUGUCGUUAUUGCCAGUGUGAGGCCGUCCAGCAGCUGAGACGCCGCCGUGGCCUGUCAGCAGAGGUGAGGGCCGGAGUCAACGAGACCACACGACCAAACACAUCAGCCGAUGGACGCACAGAUGCCUCUCUGAUUCCCUCCUGCCUCAUCUAUAGGUCUUGUCCUUCAUAGAUUCGCUCCCCAAGACGGCCAACUCGGACAGCAGCUCAGCCACGACAAAGCUCUCAGCCCCAGCCAAACACAAGACAACCACUCACACUCAUCAUGCGUCAGGCCCUCGCUCGCCGCCUCGCCCAUCGACAUCGUCUGGCCGCCUCGAUGGGCUGGAGGACGGCCUCUUCUCGGACGACAUCGACACCUUCACUGCGGCAGUCAAAGACGUUGCUGGCUGCCUGCGGUACGGCGCAGUUGCUGAUCCAUUCCUCAAACGGCUGGCCAUGAGGUUCGCCAAGGAGAGGACGGCUUUCCGCCGCUUCCUGAUGCGUCUGGUGGAUAGCAGCGGAGUGGAGUGCCAGGUGGCAAUCGCGGAUGUGCUCUUCUGCCUCCUCCGCAGGACCCCGUCGGAUCGUGUGUCGGCGAUCGAGGACAUCUUCGAGAUCCUGACGUGGAAACAUUUGUCAUCGGAUGGAGGAGUGGGGGGCGACCUGGGGGGGAAGGUCUACAGCGUCAUCGAGUAUGAUAUCGUCAGGGCAUCGUCAGGCGACGAGCCGCUGCCCCGUGCCAUCGAUGUGGUGACAUGUGCGAGACUGCGAUUUAUUCGAUACGCUCUUGAAGCGGCCACCGCCCUCGAGGCUGCCGGAGGGCCCCAGCUUCGCGCGAGUGUCCUCCAGACCCACCAAACGACCCUCCGGCAGGCGAUGGAUGUGAUUCGUGAGCGCAGACACGUAUUAUUGGCCAACGAGGCAGUCAUGAUGCUGAACAAGCUGUUCGAGCCCAGCCCCUUCGGCCCGUCAAUUCAACUCGUGCUCGAGUUCGUCUCCAUUUUCGUCGAGAGUCUGAAGCAGCUUGGCGAUGACGAGACAGAGGGGACGAGGCUCAUCACACUGCUGCUGGAUAAUCCCAUAUGCUACCUAUUGAACUCGCCACGCGAAGGUCAGAAAAGUGUAUAUAGAUGCGUUCUAUGGACAAGGCUGCCGUCCUUUGUGUUGACAGGCAUGAUGACGGCGUGGCCGGCCAUCAGGGCGGCUCUCAACACACACGUCUACGCUAACAUGGACAUGCUGGUGGACCGCAUCGCGGCGUCCGAUCCUUCCUCUCCCCUGGGCUUCGCGGCAAUCCGCACCGUGGGAACUCUCCUCCAGCUCGCUCUCAUCCUUUGCGUCCGAAAGAGGAAAGGUAGGCAACGGAAGGGAUGGCGCAGGAGCGGCCGUCAUGUGUGUGUGUGUGUGUGUGUGUGUACAGGUGGCGGUCCUCUUGCGCCUGAUCGAUUCGAGGAUGCGAUCGAACAAAACGGUGUGGGCAAGAUCAUGGCCGCUGCCCCUCUGCCGAUGCAGUCGCUUCGUCGUCUACUGCUGGAUGCCGCCGUCCGCGACAAGGUGGCCAACCCAUUGCGCAUGGACUACAGAACAGUGAUGUCCUCCGGACCGGAAGUUGCGACUGCUCUACUAACGCCAGCGAUGGCAAUGAUAGGUCCGUCAGUCAGUCAGUAGAUCUUCCAGAGUCCCUCAACCACGUGUGUGCGUGUGCGUGUGUGUGUGUGUGUGUGUGUGCAGAGGAUGGGAAUGCGCUGUCCUUAGUCGAGUCGGGGUUCAUGUCGACCUUGAUCUCCCUCUUGGACAGCGCCGAGAGGAUCAGGUCGAUGGUGGUUCUCUGCAUGUGCUGUUUGAAGAGCCUCAUUCAGAAAGACAGGAAGGUCAGCAAAGAAAAAUCACGGACCUCCCAUGUCAUUUGGACGAGAGUGCUGUGGUGCGUUUGUUUGUGUGUAGGUGUUGGGGACCGAUGGACUGUCGAAGGCGAUGUGUGACAUGCUGCUCAAGGACGCACAGGGACAGUUGCUCCUUCAAGGGCGGUUCGUCUUCUAUGACAGUGACCGCAAGACGGCUGUCGACAUUCUCAAGAGCAUCGUCAGGUGAGCAAUGUGCUGCAGACAGGAAAGUCCGACGCAUCAUUGAGUGUCUCUGCUUGUGGCUGUGUGAUGCAUGGCAGCUAUGGCAAGUCGCAGGUUCGCAAAGGCGCGCCGAAUCCCAUCGUCGGGGAGAUACUUCAGGUGUGCACACCGAGGGUCGUGUGUGCUGUGCCUACCUGGCUGUCUGCAUGUGCCACCAUUGCAGCUCGAGUCCGUCAAGGCGAUCCGUGACCCCAAGAACGGCAUCGAGGUCUCACGACAAGUGAGCAACACUCCUCCACAGCACGAUACUCUCCUCUUCACAUCUUCCUGCCCCAUCAGGUCGUCGAGUUCUUCAACUCCCUCGACCAGCAGCACCAGAAAGACACCCAGGCCACGACCGCCAUGUCGGCUGAGCACUUGGCGGCCCAGGAGGCCAAGGCGAAGCGGAUCGAGGAUGCCCUCCUCAAGGAGGAACGACGCGAGAAAGAGGCCAAAGAGAAGAAGGGCAAAGACAAGAAGAACAAGGGCGGCAAGGGACAGCAGCAGCAGCAGCAGCAGGGGCUUGCAGGUGGGGAUGCGAGCCCCUCCGACGUGGUGGUUGAGCCAUCGGUGCCCUCCACUGCCGCAUCCACCAGGUAGGGAAGCCAUCCAGCUCAGACCAUGGCCGAUGGAACUGUUUAACUCAUGUGUGUGUGCAUAGUCGGGUUUCUGCUGCGGAGGAGGUUGAGGCGAGUCAGCCGGAGCCCUCUCCGUCCAUCGCUGACACGUGAGCAAGCCAUCCACUUGACGAGAUGCCCUGACACAUUCGCUUCCUCUGUGAGCGAGGCAAUCUCUUUGGUUGCAGGUCUGGUGUGCCAUCCGUGUCAGCCGCUGCGGGCAGCGAUCGGCCUGGUGAUGGCGGUGAUGCAGUGAAUUCGGCGGCUGAUGGGAGCGACGGUGACGGUGAUGAUGAGGACCGCGACGCUAUGCUGGUCAACUCGGCAUUUGCACUUUAUGCACGGCAACAGAGGAACGAGGGCAAGAAGAAAGGGGAAACACAGCACCAAGCCCACCGCGACGCCAACACCUUAUCUCAACAACCAGCCAUCGCGCCCCUCACUCCCACCAACAACCAAGACAAGUCAGACGGGGCAGAUGGGCCGCCCUGCACCUGCCGCCAAUCAGGACCGUUAUCGCGGCGGCAACGCACCCAUCCGGAUGCCCGCUCCCAUGUCCGGUGCUCUGUUCCCUAA